Molecule: messenger RNA, 601 nt
Organism: Spinacia oleracea (spinach)
Lineage: Eukaryota; Viridiplantae; Streptophyta; Magnoliopsida; Caryophyllales; Amaranthaceae
Exons: 3
Coding region: 163-492 (109 amino acids)
Molecular function (GO): nucleic acid binding
Source: RefSeq, a predicted model, not a curated record
GACACCGAAACCGAGGAAGAAGCCCCAAAGCUGAACUGGGUCGAACGAGGUUGGGCGCCAUGGGAGGAGAUUCUCUCUCCUGGGGUGGAUUUCGCCAGAAAAUCGCUCAAUGAGGGGGAGGAAGUAGCAUUGAAGAACCCGGACACGAUUGAGGCAUUCAAGAUGCUGAAACGCAGUUACAGGAAGAAGAAGAUGAAGGAGAUGGGGUUGACUGAGGAUGUGUAUAAAGAAACGAAUUCUCACCCACAGGAAAUAAUUGAGUUCCCAUCCGUGGUUGUGAACAGUAGAACUGGCCAAUUGGAGGACUGUUUUCAUAUGUAUGUGCGGCCUACACAUCAUAAUCUACUGUCUGACUUCUGCAAAUCACUUACAGGUGGAGUUCAACAUAAUAAUGUUCAAGGAGGAGGAGAUAGAAGAAACAGAACAGCUUUAGGAGACAUUGGAAAUGUAGUAACUUCAAGAGUGGGAUUAAUUGUUGAUGUGGAUGAUUAGAGCACGGGGUUUAUAAUCUGUCGCGACUAAAAGAAUCAGCAACCAACAGAUUCAAGUCUUUUCACAUCCCUGUUGAUUGGAUGCUUGACACCGGAUUCGUCAGUCAGGU